Ostreobium quekettii is the source of this 2076-nucleotide messenger RNA. NCBI's taxonomy places the organism in Eukaryota, Viridiplantae, Chlorophyta, Ulvophyceae, Bryopsidales, Ostreobiaceae. The record is from the annotation of a GenBank genome assembly.
AUGGCACAGCAGGUGGCAGACACCCUUGCCGCGAUCCACAAGGCACUAGAGUACGUGCCCUAUGUCAGAUACAAUGCGAGCACCAUCCAGUUUCUGUGCAAACAGAUGGAGAAGGUGGCGGCCUUGCUGGUGGCCCACCCAGAUGGCUUUCCCCAACACGACGAUGAGACAAUGAGCAUUCUGACUGAGGAGGUCAAGCACUGCAACACGUUGAUCAAGCGGCACGGUGAGCCUUUCCGGCUCCAGUCGUUCUACAAGACCCACAACACGAAGACCAAGGUUGAGGAGGUUUGCAUGAGGAUGCAAGACUGCCUGAGUUUUCUGGGUUUGGAGAAUGAAGACAUACGCUCCAUCCGCACGCAGGUGGACAAGAGAUGCGUGGACAGUGACAAGAGGCGAACGGACUGGUUCCUGGCUUGCAUCCUGGAGGGCGGGUUGGAUGAGGAGGGGAUCAGUGAAGAGGAUCGGCUGAAUCUUGAGGAUCAGAUCAGCAAGCACAGGGAGCGACUGAAGACUCUGAAUUUCAGGAUCAGGGAUGAAGAUGUCCAGCGGAAGGAGAGGCUUGGCACGGGGGGCUUUGGUGAGGUGUACAAGGGCAAGUGGGGUGAGCGAGAUGUUGCCAUCAAGAUCCUGUCUGCAGGACUUGGCCUGGAGGCACGGGCAGAGUUCUUGUGCGAGGUGGAGAUGCACAUGCGGAUGUCCCAUCCCAAUGUGGUGCGCUGCCAUGGGGCGAUCUACUCCAAGGACGUGCAUGCCAUGGUGCUGGAGCUGGCAGUCACCGACCUGCUGAAGUUGUCUCGGACGAAACGCCACAUGAAUUGGGGGCUGAAGGCACAGCUGAUGGCUGGUGCAGCACAGGGCUUGAAGUUUUUGCAUGACAUGGGCGUGGUGCACAGGGACGUGAAGGCGGCAAACUUCCUGGUGUUCAUUGAUGCAGACACGGGAGUGUAUGAAGUCAAGAUUGGGGAUUUUGGUCUGGCCCGUGUCAAGCAUGAGACAAGGACCACAGUGGAUGGCAUGAUGGGCACCACACGCUACAUUGCCCCAGAAGUCCACGAGGGCGGCUCCCACAACUACAAGACUGACGUGUUCAGCUUCGGGCUGCUCAUGUACGAAAUCGCAGCGGAGAACACGCCUUAUGCAAAUCUGCCUGAGGCUGCCGUGCUUGGGAGGAAGAGGAACAGAACCGACCCUUGCAUUCUUGAGCCUGACUGCCCACCUGAUCUGAAAGAGUUGAUGGAGAGGUGCAUUGAGCCAGUGGGGAGUGACAGGCCCACGAUGCAGCAGGUUGUGGCUGAGAUGAGGAAGAUCCUACACAGGAUGUUGUUGGGGUCUGCGGAGUCGAUGAUAUUGGCAGAUAUUGGUUCACCACUCCACACAACUUCAAGGGGGAAGAAGGGGGGAGCAAAGGGGGAGGAUGUGUUGGCUCCAAGGAUUGAUGACAUAUGGAUCUCAGACAGCCGCAUGAGCCAGUCCAUGCAUCGCGAAGGCAGCAUGAAGUGGGAAGAAGUCAGCACUAUGCACUCAGUGGUGGAGGAAGGGGAGGAGGGGGUCAGACCAGUGACUAAUGGCCAACAAUCGAGGGAUGAGAAGAAACUGAGGCAGGCAGCUGUGGAUGGGCGGGCCGAUUUAGUCACUGCCCUACUGGAGAAAGGGGUGAAUGUUGACACAAGGGACAAGAAUGGUGCCACACCUUUGUGCAUUGCAUCCUGUAAUGGGCAUAAGGAGGUUGCAAGUGUCCUCAUCCGAGCUGGUGCAAAGACAGAUAGCGCAGACAAGGAUGGAGCCAUGCCAUUGUACAUCGCCUCUUGGGGUGGACACAAGGAAGUGGUCAGCGUGCUCCUAGGGGCUUCCGCAAGGGUAGACUGCCCAAACAAGAAUGGCGCCACGCCACUGUACGUUGCGGCGCAGCAGGGGUUCGUGGAGAUUGCUGACAUGCUCCUUCGGGCUGGAGCAAAAGUGGAUCUCCCCAGACAUGGUGGUGCAACCCCGCUGUGCAUCGCCGCCCAGGGGGGCAAGGUGGAAGUCGUGAAGGUGUUGCUUCGGGCUGGUGCAAUGCUCGAUUUCCCAAUCGAG